AUGCUUCAUAGAGGCGCCAUUCUUUCUCUUCACUGUGCUAUCUUCAGUGCUGCAUAUGCUCUAGUACUCGUGGUUGCGGCAAAGCCUGAGCUGGCAAACUGCAGUCAUGCAGGUCUUCCUUUUGUGAGAAGCAUCGAUUCAAUUCUGUUGUCAAGCUUUGGCCGCCCUGGGUUGUCUCACGCUACAAUUGCGGGCCAUGUUCACCAUGGUACACAAGAGGUUGAAGUAUGGAUGCAGACCUUUGCUCCCGGAAGUGGAACUCCCAUUCACAGACAUGGAUGUGAGGAGCUGUUUGUAGUCCUUAAUGGUACAGGGAAGCUGCUGUUUGCUCCAAAUGUCCCUGAUCUUGAUGCACAAGGCACAAUGCAGGCUCCAGAAAGGGAAAAGGAGCAAAGCAUACCAGGUCUCCCUGUUUCUAGUCCCAUCAGUGCGAAUAUGACCUUCAUAGUGCCUUCUAAUCAAGUCCAUCAGAUCCUGAACAGCGCUCCUGAAUGUGGCUCAGAGUCCUGCAACUUGCUGCAGCUUCUAGUCAUCAUAUCAGAACCUCCAAUCCACAUAUAUGCCUACAGCUCAUGGGAUCUCCCACAUAGGCAGGCUGUUCUCAAGUUCCCGUACCCGUGGGAUCAAGUGUGUCCUAUGAACAAUUUUCCACGAUCACCCUCACCUUUCGGCUCCCUCGCGUCGCUUCACGAAAAGGUUCCUUUUCUGCCCGACGAGGAAGAAGGAAAAGAGUCGUUUGAGUCAACUCAUGGGUUGCCUGAGAGGGAACCGCCAUCCCCGCCGCCCUCUCCGCCGUCCGAGCCGCCCCUUCCGUCCCAGCCUCCGCCUCCAUCGCUAGCGCGCGUGGUUACUCGAGCUCGUGAGGACGGAACCACGUCCUUAAAGAGUUCUAUAUUUAAUCUCUCGAACACGAUGAUUGGCGCGGGCAUGAUGGCAUUGCCUGCAGCUAUGAACGUCCUAGGAGUCGUGACCGGGAGUGCAGCGCUUAUCUUCGUGGCGUUAUUAACCUAUGGAUCCGUCAUGGCCAUGGUUCGCUGUACCGUCGCCGCUGCUGCUGCUUCUCCAUCCUCUUCUGAGGACCCUUCGCGGUUUCGGGAAUCUGACACGUCAAAUGACGCCGCGGGAGCAGCAGGAAGAGGCAGAGACGGCAAUCCCAGAGAGCUGGGAAGAAAAGCAAACGCUAGCAAUGGAGGGAAUUUCAGCGGUGUUGGCAGCCGCAGUUUCAGUAUGCGGGAUGAGGAGAAGCUGAGUUAUAACCACACUGUGGCUACGGCUCUGGGAAGCACGGGACGGCUGGUGCUGCAGUUGUCCAUUGUUGUCAACAACCUCGGCCUCAUGAUGGUGUUUCUUGAUAUUAUUGGGGAUGUGCUUGUAGGCAGCGCAACAGGACCUGGCGUUCUGCCACUGGAUCAGCUGCACUUGUCCCCAGACGUGGCCAGAAAGUCUAUCCUCUCUAUAGUCAUUCUCCUUAUUCUGCCUCUCUGCCUACAAGACAGACUCGGGUCCAUGAAGGUCGCGAGCAAGAUAUCAGUGGCCCUGGCAAUUGCCUUCGUGCUGCUCGUGCUGCUGCUGUCUGGAGGGAAGAUUGCAGCUGGUGCUGCCACCAUGCCACCUCUCUUUGCCACGUCUGGCAAUGCCCUUGCCGUUUUCAGCGUCAUCAACGUCGUCACCAACGCCUUCAUAUGCCAUUUCAAUGUGACCCCGCUUUACAGGGAACUCAGGGACCGCUCUCUCCCCUGCAUGCGCAUGCGCUGCUCGGUCAUCAUCACCACCCUCGUCUACCUCCCAUGGCCAAAUAUCUAUACUGUACCUUUCCAUUCCAUCCCACCAGUGACCCCUAUUUACAGGGAGCUAAGGGACCGCUCCCUCCCCCGCAUGCGCACGGUCGUGCGCUGCUCGGUCAUCAUCACCACCCUCGUCUACCUCGCAGUCGGCAUUUUCGGCCUCGUGCUCUUCGGCUCUGAUGUACACACAGACGUGCUCUACGAUUUCGACACAAGCUUGGAUGUCGUUCCAGGAAUGAGCCCCGUGAUCGCGGCUCAUGCGGUUGCGCUGGGGCAGGGGGUGAAGGUGGGGUAUGCGAUUUCCAGAGUGCUUUCGCUGCCUCUGGCGCUGUUUCAGCUGCGGCUGGUUGUGGCGUCGCUGCUGUCGGCUUGUCUGGGAAGGAAAGGGAGAGGAGAGAGGGACGAGGGAAGAACCACAAGCAAUGGCAAAUCUGAAGCUGUAAAUGGGGAAGCUGGUUUCAGCAGCGGGCAGACAAAGGAGAGGACGAGGGUAAAUUCCCUGGAAUAUAUUCAAGUGGAUGGGAAUGAGGAUGGAGCGGAGGAGGUAGGAGAUGAGGAGGUGGGAGAAGAGAGGGACGGGGAGGAGACGGAGGAGGACGAGGAGGAAGGGGAGGAAGGGGAAGAGGAAGAGGAGGACGAGGAAGCAAGGCUUGAAGAGAUUCGACGGGCAGAAGAAAAGGCAACAAAAAGGCGGCGUUUUUGGCGUCAAGUCCGUUUCGUACUCCUUACAGUGUUCCUCCUCGUUUUAGCCUUCUGUGGCGCGGUGCUGGUGCCGGAUAUCUGGAUAGUGUUCCAGUUUAUGGGCUGCACAUGCUGA
Messenger RNA from Closterium sp. NIES-65, 2601 nucleotides. The record is from the annotation of a GenBank genome assembly. NCBI's taxonomy places the organism in Eukaryota, Viridiplantae, Streptophyta, Zygnematophyceae, Desmidiales, Closteriaceae.